GCUUUGAGUAUUUAAACUCUCUUGGAGUUGGCCGAAUGCCCUAGAGUUCUCAUUCUCUCCAUGUUUGCAUGCUCCUGAACUUCAAAGUACCAUAGUUGUUUGCUCGCCUUUCGUGUCCUUUAACACGCAGUUGACCGGCCGUUACCUUGAGCGUUUCCCGCGUUGGUGUAACAUAUGAAUCCCAGCAAACCCCCAUAUCUGUUUUCCUACUCCAAGUCUUGAAAUCCCCGACCCAUUCUCUGUGUUCUGAGGAAUUCAACAUGGCGAACGAAUUCCCCAAGCAGGAGAUCAAUAUCAAAGAUCUGCCCACCAAGGCAGUCACCCUCUACCCCUCUCGAGCUCACGUUGUUCGAGACAUCAACGACCUGGUCCUCAAACCCGGACCGAACGAAAUCGAGUUCUAUGGUCUGACCCCCACGGCCGAUGAGCACUCUAUCCAGAUCGAUGGACGUGGCUCGGCCACCAUUGUUGACAUGACGGUUGAAUUGGUGCCGAAUCGCGAAAUCUUCGAAGAAGUCUACCCCGAGGAAGAUGCUUCUGAUGAGGAGGACAAUUUCUACGAGUAUGCUGACAGCGAUGACGAACCUGAGGAAGUUCGUGCCAUUGCUGCAGAAAUCAAGACCGUCCAAUCCCUUAUCAAGGAUAAGACGGAGGUCCAGAUUUCAGCUACUCAUCGGCUAGAUGCUCUAGACGCGUACAUUAAAAGAGUAAAUCCCAGAGACCAAUCGCCGGAGGCAAUCAGUACUACCAUGCAAAUGUAUUCCGCAGAACGUGCAUCCGUGUACGUGUCUCGCGAGAGGGCGUCGGACGAACUUACAACACUCCACAAACAGCUUGCUCGCAAGGAGAACGAAAAGUCCAAGGCCGGCAAAGCCGAGCGGAAGCGAAAGAAAAAGGUUGAGAACGAGAAACGGAAGGAGCAGGACCUGCUGUUUAGGAAGCGGGUCGAGAAGCGCAAGGAAGCGGCACGCAUCAAGGAGGAGAGACUCAAGUUUUGGCCGAAGAGCGUUUAUCGUGUCGUCGUGACGCUGGAGACUUCUAUCGACACGCCAAAUUCCAGCCGCCGGAACUCUUUUGACUCCGUCACCAUCGCGCAAGGCCAGAUCCCUGAGUCGGUCGGGAAAUCCAAUGACAAGACGAUUUACUCGUCCAGCAAAGACUCCAUGGUCUCUUUGUCCCUGUCUUAUGUCACCCAUGAGGCAAGCUGGUCCCCAGUAUACGACAUCUCCAUUUCUUCCGUUACUAAGUCUGCGACUAUUGUCUACCGUGCCGAGUUUGCUAAUUGCAGCUCUGAAACCUGGAAGGAUGCCAAGGUCGUCCUGUCCACCUCUCAGACUUCAUAUCAGGGUCUUAGCGACAAAGUUCCCCACAUGCACCCAUGGCGAGUUCGCAUCGGCAAAGGUUACGCGGACCCCAACAGCGGGCUUCUCAGUUUGGCGGAACGGAACAGGCUCAAUAAUGCCAAUACCUCCAUUGCGAAAACUCUCAAUCGCAGCGAACUGUUUGGUAGAGAUGGCGGCUCGAUGCGCAACGUCAAGAAUAAGAGGCUUAUUCUGAUGGAUCAGACACAAGAAUGGUCCAAACAAACUGUCCCGGCUUACCAGACCCAGGCGGCCUCUCAGCUGCCUUUGAGUUCCAGAGGGGGCUUUGGCAAUACGGGUGGCCUGGAUGGCUUUCGUAACGUUGAGGAAGCUAGCGACGGCUUUCAGCGUAGUAGGCAGACACCGGUACAACCAGGCGCAGUACACUCUGGCAUUGAACGGGUCCUGGCACGCGGCGAACACCUCAAUUCAGCCCCAUCGGCAUUCAAUGCGCGUGGAAUUGACCGGUGCAUAGCCGUCGGCAGCGACAACGGUCCAUCCAUCGAGUUCGAAGAAUCCAACUGGGCCGACCACGGCCUCACCGCCACCUACGACAUGCCCGGAACCCGCACCCUCGCGCCCAGCAGCGUCAUGCGGCGCCACAAGAUCGCCUCACUCAUCUCGCCGCACAUCGUGCUCUCCCAUAUCGCCGUCCCGAAGCUGCGCGCCGCCGCGUUCCUCCGCGCGAAGCUCAAGAACCCGAGCCAGACGGUCACGUUGCUGCGCGGCACCGCGGGCAUCACGCUCGACGGGACGUUCCUCGGGAACAUGUCGCUGCCGCGGGUGGCGGCAGGGCAGACGUUUGAGCUGCCACUGGGGGUGGACCCCGGGGUGCAGGUGAACUAUCCAAAGCCGACGGUGCGGCGGGCGACGCAGGGGAUCUUCUCGAAGGAGAGCAGCGAGACUUUCGUUCGCAGCAUCUGGGUCACGAACACGAAGGCGAUACCGAUCAAUCUGUUGGUGUUAGAUCAGGUGCCAGUGAGCGAGGAUGAGAAGCUGCGGAUUGAGGUGUUGACUCCGAGGGAACUGGGCAGGGAGGGCGAUUCGGUGAGGACUGGUUGGUCAGCGAAAGAGGGAGUGGCGGGAGGGAGUGGGAGCGCCUCAGGUGGGACAGUUAAGGGCGGCGAGGAGAAAUGGGGAAAAGCCGUGGCGUCGGUCAAGAAGGAGGGCGAGGUCUCUUGGGCGGUGGACUUGGAGAAGGGACUGGCGUGUCUGCUGAAGUUGGAAUAUGAGGCCCGAUUGCCUAGCAACGAGAGGAUUGUAUCUGCGUAAGCUGGACAUUGAAGAGAUCAAGCCGGCGAUUAGAACUUAUUCACAUUGGUGCGUGUCGGUAGAUAUGAUGAUCACUUGGAAUUAUGGCAAGAGGAUCUGAUAGGGGAUGUUCCGGAAAACAUGCUACAAACAUGAUACUCGUUCCUACUUUGAGGAUCAUUUCCCUCCCUUUGAAAUCCCCACAAAAACAGCAUAUGAGAUGCAAGUACAACUUUAACAAUGGUAGUCGUCAGCAUAGAUACCCUGAGUUAACCGCUCCGCUUGAAGAGCAAACAACCAAUUUGUCAGGUAUAAUGUAUCAAAAUCGAUCCCUUGGUUUUUCAGCCGUCAUGUCGUGACAUCGUAGACACCAUUCAUAUCGUGAGAUCCAGCUCCUCAACUCGUGCGAAUACCAUGAAACGUUUCAUAAAAACUCCUCGCAUCUGCCCCCAUUGUCAG
Molecule: messenger RNA, 3071 nt
Organism: Eremomyces bilateralis CBS 781.70
Lineage: Eukaryota; Fungi; Ascomycota; Dothideomycetes; Eremomycetales; Eremomycetaceae
Exons: 1
Coding region: 261-2633 (790 amino acids)
Source: RefSeq, a predicted model, not a curated record